AUGAACGCGCUGCGUCCGCCUCUGCCCGGGCAGCCUGUGUGGCGCUCAACCGCGACCGGCUUCACCUCCAACCCUGGCGUCGCCUCGGCUUGGCAGCACCGGGCCUCCCUGCACUGCGCCGCGCCUGCCAGCUCCCUCGGACCAGUUGCGGGCGUGGGAUCUGGCGAGGCGGCGGACGGCACCGAGGCCGCGGACGGCGCUGAGGCAGCCGGCGCGCUGUCGUGCCCGUCUCGCGCUGUCGUGCCGGACUCGCUCUCCUCCGUGCACGCGCUGCGACCGCCGCUGCCCGGGCAGCCGACUUGGUGCUUGGCUGCCGCGUGUGUUGGCUUCCCCGCCAACUCCGCUGUCGCCUCCCUGUACUGCGCGUCGGAUGCCGGCUCCCUCGGACCGGAGGCGGGCGUGGGACCUGCCAUGGCGGCGGACGGAGCCGAGACCGCGGACGGCUCGAGGACUCCGAGGCUCGUGGGCCCACUUGCCCUGUCGUGA
Emiliania huxleyi CCMP1516 is the source of this 486-nucleotide messenger RNA. RefSeq lists its product as hypothetical. The coding region runs from base 1 to 486 and encodes 161 amino acids. Lineage: Eukaryota; Haptophyta; Isochrysidales; Noelaerhabdaceae. The record is from RefSeq and is a predicted model, not a curated record. The transcript has 2 exons.